Diachasmimorpha longicaudata is the source of this 7064-nucleotide messenger RNA. RefSeq lists its product as uncharacterized. The transcript is spliced from 8 exons. NCBI's taxonomy places the organism in Eukaryota, Metazoa, Arthropoda, Insecta, Hymenoptera, Braconidae. The record is from RefSeq and is a predicted model, not a curated record. Bases 902 to 5524 code for a protein of 1540 amino acids.
CAAACGCCGGUUGUGCCAGACACUCAGUCUCGCCGCGUAACCCGUGCUGAUAGUGCACAAAUACCAAUUUCGUUGGACAAAAUAAUAGUGAAGUGUUGCGAGACAACAGGGGAGAUAAAUCUCCAGUGGCGUACAUUGACAUCCAAUUGACGAAUUAAGAUUUAUUUUGGGAUUAAUCGAUUCAGAUUUCCCAUUUCUGGUGGAGGCGUUAGUUCAUGUGGCGUCGGAGGGAAGAAUAAAAUUUUUUUUUACUUUGCAAAGACAGUUUUGACGAAGGGACAGGACGAGAGUGAGAGUAGAAUUGUUGGAGUGCAUUUGUUAUUGACUUGGGGACGCGAAAACCGAGAGGGAUAUCGAACAGCCCCCGGGGUUCAACCUCCCACCACUGGGUGCGCGCUCUCGCGGAUAUUUCUGUCUCCCUCGCACAUCCCUCUGUGUAUUUUUUUUCAGUCGAUGAGAGGAGACUAAGAGGGUGAGCUGGGGCGAAUUGCAUUGUUCCGGGCUGCGGGCUCGGGGGUUGAAUUGUGCGAGUUUGGGGGGAGCUUGCGACAGUGGGGACAUUUUGGGUGAUUAAUUUUUUGGAGGAAUUUUGUUUUGGGUGAGGGCGAGGGACGGAGGGGACGCACACGGCUAUUGUUGCACCUGCGGGUCUCAUCUUCGCGUCGGGCUUUUGCAAUCUUAGACCGGUUCGUUUGGUGCCAGGUGCUCAACACUCGGUUGCCACAUCUUCAGGAGAAAUAAGAGGGAGAUUUUUUUGUUUUCAAGACUUUAAGGCUUCAUAUAUGACUGGGAUGAUGCUGGACUAGGGUUGAAAGAACUGAUUGAAGUUGGUCAUUGUGGUGAAGUGAGGGGGCUGUAAGGGGUGAUAAGUGUGGAGGGAUUUUUUGGAGACUAUGAGAUAAUGAGUUGCUCGGUGAAGAUAUCCAGCAAGGGCUGGUGUGGAUCCCAGAGGAGAAUUGCUUCUCUACCGGAGGAAACUACUGGGGGGGUUCAGGGGGCUAGUGCAACGGGAGGAUUGGCCUGCCAGAAUGCUAAGAUUGGACAGCCACCGAGAUGCGUUAAGCCGAUUGCUGUGAAGAAGGGAGAGGACACUGCCAAGCUGUUGAAGUAUAUUGAUGAUAAUGUUAUUGGGAAGAAUGGAACCUUCUUCGGACCAUUCGGACGCAGGAAAGUCGUCUACUGUGAUUACACAUCGUCGGGGAGAUCCCUACAAUUUCUGGAGGAGUACAUAACGAAGGAAGUGUUGCCGUGCUUAGGAGAUACACGUGCUUCAACAUCCAUCUGCAGCCUUCAGUCGUCACUCUUCAGGCACGAGGCCAGAGACAUCGUUCGCCAUGCAGUGGGGGCAGGAGAGCAGGACGCUGUACUCUUUACGGGUCACGGUACCGAUGAUGCCCUGCGCACUCUUCUUCAUCAUCUUGACCUCCCUGGGAGGCCGAUGAUCGUGUUUGUCGGGCCAUUCGAACAUCACGCCAACUUGCGACCCUGGCGAGAGCACGACACCAAGGUGGUGAGAAUCGCCGAGACCAGGGAGGGCUUCUUGGAUUUAAAUGAUCUUGAGAAGAAACUGCAGGAGGCAAGGACUUUCGAGGGAAUUAUGGUUGGAUGUUUCAGUGCUGCUAGUUCUAUUACUGGGGUGCUUGCUGAUGAUGUUGCCACUACCCUGAUGCUGCAUCAGUAUGGAGCACUCAGUGUUUGGGAUUAUACGUCAGCUGCUCCAUUCGUCGAAAUGGACAUGAAUCCACACUUACCAGGUGUGGGCGAGACUGCUGUUCACAAGGACGCAAUAAUAUUCAGUGGCCACAAGUUCAUGGGUGGUGCACAGUCACCUGGUGUCCUUGUUAUCAAACGAUCGCAUCUUUCAAAGGACAUUGCAACUGAGGACAUGAGAGAUUUGCAUCAUUACCUGAGAGAUCCUGAGUUGAGGGAGGAGAGGAGUGGUACAGCUGGUGUUGUUGAGUCCAUAAGAUGUGGCCUGGCAAUGCAAUUGAAGGAAAAUGUAACAGCACAGGCCAUUGUCACUAGACAAGAUAAAAUCUCCAGACAAGUAUUGGCGCACGUGCGAACGAUACCGGAAUUAAUUCUCCUCGGCAGCACAUCUAACAAUAUCAAACGAUUGCCAAUAUUUUCGUUUAUGGUCAGACAUCCGAGGGGCACCUUUCUUCAUCAUAAUUUUGUUUGCGCUAUUUUAAAUGAUGUUUUUGGAAUUCAAGCGAGAGGUGGAUGCGCAUGCGCCGGUCGAUAUGCACACGAUCUCAUGGGAAUUGACACUGACCUUGCACGAAAAUACGAAUCUGUACUCUCCUACAGUGAAUUACACUGCGGAAGGGAGGAUUGCAACGCCGAAGCCCUCCGGCCAGGUUUCGCCCGUCUUUCCCUCCCCUACUUCAUGUCCGAGGCCGAGUUAGCCUUCGUUCUAGAAGCCUUGAAGAUGGUAGCAACGGAGGGCUGGAAACUCCUCCCUCAGUACGUCCUGAAUCCAGACACCGGUGAAUGGCGUCACCACACAAAUUCGGUCUUCAAAGAGCGCAAGUGGUUGGGAUCAAUAAGAUACACAGACGGCAAAAUGGUAUCAUCAGAGCGUCGAGUAUCAGGUGGUGGUGGAGUUUUUCCCCAGAGUUACAGUGACUGCCUGCAGACAGCCCGAAACAUCUUCAACAGGGCCCGAAAAAUGGCGCACAGAUAUCCCCUCCAAAUUGACAGAAGCGUCACCUUCUCCGAGGAGCUGGAGUACCUUAGAUGGUUCAUCCUACCAGCCGAGGCCCAAGAUCUGCUCCUUGGAAACUCCCAUAACGUGAAGCAAGAUCUACCCUUCGAUCCUCAAUCCAGGAAGCACCAGUGGCGUGACAUAAAUAUUAACUCCGCGGUAUUGAUCAGAAGAUUAAACAGUGACAUCCCGAGAACAGGUAAUCAACCCCCACUUUCGGUGCUGUCCUCCCCUCGACAUCAUAGUCUUCCGGCCCUCUCGAUGACGAGACAAAACAGUCUUCAAGACCCCUCGGAGGAAACCCUAACAAUCGAAGGUGUUGACAAGCGUGACAGUUCAUCAAAACCCAAGAAACCCUUUGAACGAAGCCAAACAAGCGGACAAUUUUCCACCAAUUCAUCGCGAUCUGGCUCCCCCUCCCCAGCUGUACAAUUUGCUGUUGGCGAAGUGGUAUCACCUCCCAGAAUUCUUGGAACAACUCCAGCAGGUGCUAGGUUAUUAUCAGAUGAGCAUGCAGUGCCAACGGGAGGAAAUGUACCGAGAAUGGGACGUGCCAGAUGCAAUUCACUCGGUAGCUCUGCAAUAGGAAAGACUCUGCCAGUGCCAAUACCCCUGAGUCCUCAGACAUUAGCUAGUUUAGGACUCGCAAAUUCAUCUGGUGUCGGUAGAAAUCGACACUGCAGCUGCACAAGUCGAGUUGAAUUAUCCUGUUCGUUGGAAUUCGAUGGAACCACUGACAGUCCAAAUAGAUCUCCGUUGUCAUCAUCGACAUCUUCACCCACCUCAUCAUCCUCACCUUCACCGUAUCCCUGUGGUUAUUCAUCCCUGACCUCGCAUCAUCCAGCACAUCCUCAACAGCAUUGUCCGCAGCACAGUGAGGGACACAUCACCCAGAAGCUGGGGAGAUGCUCGCCGAUUUUAUCCAGUUUUAGUCACAGCUCUGAUGAUGAUCUUCACGCCUAUCUGAAGGGGCGAACCGAGGAUAUCGCUACGGAGAUCAAAUCGGAGAUCAGGGAAGUCAUUUCUCAAGUGGAUGAUGUAUUGUCUGAAAGCAAUUCCUCAGAUCUUGGAACACCACAGCAUUAUCCCCAUAGGACAACCUCCAAUGGCAGUGAUAAGGCACACAGGGAUGAUUCGUUCUCAGCCAGUGAGAUUGCCGAGUAUCUCAUGGAAUUCUCGAAGGAAAUGGCGAGUGAAGUCAAGUCCGAAAUCAGGUGUAUGGUGAAUGCGGUAGAUGGUCUAGGUAGAUACUCUCCAGACCUCCACUCAUCGACCCCAUCAACCAAUUCCCCGGGGUACAAAACCCCAGAGCGACGAUUGCCGGAUUCUCCUCUCGCUCGUCUCUCAAAAGGUGCUAAACUCAACGAACUUUUUCAAUCCCAAGAGAGCAAAAUGUCGAGUGAGUGUUCGUCCGACGAAACUGUGAUAUACGUCGUUGGUCCACGCGCAGCUGCCCAGACCAAUCACGAAAGAGCAAAAACAUCUGACGAAGAGGAGGAACACAGUGGCAAACAAUCAGCCAAAUCCGUUGUAGAGAUGUCAUCGAAGGGAGUAAAAACAUUGCCAGAGAUAUAUUCGGCUAUUAAUUCAGUCAGUUCCCAAGACAGUGGUAUCAAUUUAUCAUUUCACGAGAAUGACGUGAGGACAACUGAUCAUCUCGGUAGAAGUGGCUCGAGCAGCAGUGGAAGUAGCGCUGAAUCAUCUGGCACAAGUUUCAUUAAGAAGUGUAAAGGUCUCGCUGAGAGAAAACGAGACGAUAAAUUACCGAAUGAUGUGUCUGACGACGAAGACAUCAGGGAAGAAGACGUCUCAGUAUCUGAGGAUGAAGAUCUUCUACUGAAGAAAUUGGAGGAGAGUUGCGAGGGUAAUGGACCACAGUGGCACAGCCCCUCUAGGAGUAUUUGGAAGCCAACUGUUGAGGCCAUUCACGAGUAUGAUAUGAUAAGAGAUAAGGAUAGAGUCCUUGUUUGUCUUCCUGUGUCGACUGUUGGCAUCGGUGCGGCAGCAGGAAAGCACUCACUCGCUCUUUUGCAUACCUUACACCAGUAUCAGUUCUACGCAAAGUCCAAGAAUAUUGAUUUUGAUAUCGGAGCUGUGACAAUCAACAGUGGAAGCAGUUAUGAUCCUCUGGAGAGCAUGAGUUACUUGAAAAAUCUGCAGGUUACAUAUUUCUAUGAAGAGGCUGAGGAGCAGACUGAGCUCAUCAAUUCUACGAAAACAGGGGAUGGAUUUGUGGAAACCAGUGUUGAAGGAAAUUCCGAGAGUUGUGGUGUUUGUGGGCGAGUUGGUGAUGUCACUAGGCAGAGACUUUAUUCAGUGGCCAAGAGAUAUGGCUACAAUGUUUUGGCUCUUGGUCAGCAUCUCGAUGAUCUCGCUGAAGGAUUCUUGUCGUCAUUGUUCUGCACUGGAAAGCUCAAAGCCAUGAAGGCUCAUUAUUACGUCAAGGAGCAGGAGCUCAGGGUCAUCAGGCCCUUUGUAUACGUGAGGGAGCGGGCACUCAGGCAAUUUAAUGAUGAUAAAAAACUACCGAUGUUGAGGGUGACGUGUGGAACUUGCGAGGAGAGUGGAGCGAGUAAAUUGCAGAGGAAUAGGGAACUCUUGGCGGGACAGGAGAGGUCUUAUCCAAGAUUGUACUGGUCGUUGAGGACUGCACUGAGGCCUUUGAUACUUGCCAGGGGUCCCUCUCAAGGGUCCAGCCAACAGACGCAGAGGCACAGGCAUAAGGGCAGGAAAGGGGCACUUGCGUCUUUAACGGUUCUUGCGACAUCGCAGGAGUUGGCGGACAGUGAGAGUGAGGAUGAAGGACAGAUUAUGUGAGAGGGGUUGAUGACGAUGAAGCAUCGUCAAUCGAAAUUUUUGGCAAUUAGGGAUAAUCCUGUCAAGGGGGCGAAGGCUUACGAAAGGCUGGCUUGAAUAAGACUUUUUUUUUAUUUUGAGGACGAACAUGCGGCGGUUUGACGCGGAUAGGUAGGGACUCGAAUUUUGUAAGUGAUAAUGACUUUGAAUAAUUUUUAGUGGUAUUUUUGUGAGUGGAAAAUAUCUGAUUGGAUAAUGGAAGGGAAGGAUCGACUUGUAAAAACACACUGCAGUGAAUUCGAAAUUUUGAAGCUUUACUAUGUUUAGGGGAUUGAUUUUUUGAGAGUAUAUUCGAGGGUUUAGUAGUCUUUUAUACCUGGAGAUCGAUGACGGGGAUAAAUUUGCUGCAGGGGUUGUACUUAUCGAGAUGAUGAUUUGCGAUGAUGAUGUUUCGGCUUCAGCUUUUGUGGGAAUUAUUUUUUCGAUAAUGUGCAGUAGCUGUGAACUUUGUAUAUAUAUAUCAAGUGAACUUAGAUUAGGUUCACUCCAUGAUGAUGUACACUGUGUUAUUUACUGUGAAAUUGUAGAAUUUCAAAAUGAUUCGGGAGAUAUGACGAGUAUGUUUAAGGAGACAUGGACGGCGACUGUAUAGAACACAAAUAUUCCUUUUUCUCGAUACUAAACGAUCUGACAUGAUUACAAGAUCAUUGAGCGUCUGGUUUUAUAAAUUUGUAAAUAAUUAUGGGAUAUCGAAUGGUAAUUUGUACUUAGUGCCGUCGCCGUUCAUCUGUACUGGUAUGAUUCAAUGUAAAUUGUAGAAUUACAUCGUCAAAGAACAUUUUGAAAUUCAUUUUGUGAAUAACAACCCAAUUGGCAAUUUCCUCGAGGACAAUAAUAUCAUGAGACUGCCUCGAAGACUAAAAAAAUUUUUUAAAACUAUCUUUCGGUUAUUUCACACCGAAUAUUUGUAUUAAUGUCAUUACAUCGAAAUUGUGAAGGAAAAACGUACUGGCGAAAUAAUUUCAUCGCAAGAUGAUUGAACUUUUUUUUUGUAGAUUAAAGAAUAAAUGACAAACCCCAAAAAUUGUUACAAAUUUCAAAUGAACAUAAUCUUUGAAUUAAGAUGAAGAAAAAUAUUUUCGAUGUGGGGUAUUUGGUAAUCAAAGACGACGGGAUUAAUGAUCGUCGUUGCAUUUCGUAGGAUGUAAGAGUUUCUUUCUUAUGAAAAAACGCAUUGACUUGUCGUACUUAAUCGUGGUGACUUUUUUGGAAUAGCUACAAUUAGGUUUGAAAGACAAAACUAAUGUUGACGAAAUGUAUCAAAUUUAAGGUGGCGAUACCAAUUGAUUGAAGACGUUACAAGUAAUUAUGAAUAAAAAAAUUUAUAUGUACGGUGCGAGCACGUCCAAGGGCCCACAGCCUGCAGUGUAAUUGAAAUAUAGUAGAUAUUUAUGGUAUAUAUUUUCUGAGAGUUGAAAUGAAGAAUGCAUAUUGUUAAAUAUUGUAAAGAUGUGUAAUUUUAUUUAUGGCUAAUAAAUAAAAGAGUUUAAAAUAGCCUGUA